Molecule: messenger RNA, 984 nt
Organism: Gregarina niphandrodes
Lineage: Eukaryota; Apicomplexa; Conoidasida; Eugregarinorida; Gregarinidae
Exons: 1
Coding region: 1-984 (327 amino acids)
Source: RefSeq, a predicted model, not a curated record
AUGGCGGAUUGGCACUCGUUCCUGCAGAGGGCUUGCCGUGUAUCCUUCCAAGCCAGUCAGUUCCAUGCUGCCGACCGUCUGGGGGUGGCGCCUCACGACGAGUUCGUGCUGAAUAUGCCGUUGAUGGAGGUGUUACGAGAUCAGAUGGAAGUUUCGCAGGCGAGGAAGGAAAGGAUAAUAGACGAGCUGAAAGACUGGAGUUUGAAGGGCAGCAAGCGAAAGUCGAUUUGGGUGCCUUUGAUCCAGUUGACAUGUUUCGUGUAUUUCCGCGAUGCUGAGGGUGAUCAUCGAUGCAGAAAAGCAAGGUUAGGAUUAUUCUCAGAACUUGGGAACAUUAUUCUCGGUGUUCUCGUUGGGGACAUGUACGUGUGUGGAGCCAUGAGUUGGUCUGCAUUGGAGAGGUUUGAAAUCCGAACGGAAGCCAUAGAUUCGACGGAUGUGUGCGCUGAAGAUUUGAUAAACAUUGCCUCAUGUGCUGCUCCAGUCCCCUAUUCUUAUAACAAGAUGUCUUGUAUGCAGUGUUGUCCGUCUACCACCGCCGCCGCUGCCAAUGCGUUCACUGCCAAUGCGUUCCGUCCGAGUAGCCCGAAUAAUUAUAGCGAGGUACCCUCACCUGCCUGCCGCAACCUUGGCGAACGGUGGAAACGACGGACUCGACAUCUAAGGAUGCUUCGCAGCUCAACCAGGCCCGCUAGUGGCUCCGGUCAAGGAGGCAGGUCUCCUUCACUCAGGGCGCGCUGGAUGGCUUCGCUUAAGUCCACCCUGGCCGCAGAGCAACGUGAUGGUUACGCCGCCAAUUACCAAUUCUGCAAAUGGAUUUCUGACUCUAAUACACACCGCCAGGCUAGACUCAUUUUCACCGACAACAAAGAGUGCCUGUUCACAUUUCCUUCUGGACGUGAACUCGCCAUCUUCUGUCAAAUGGUGACCCUUGUGAUGAUCUUUCAACAAUCAGAGGUCCUGAAAAUCACUACCCAUCACUAA